Suncus etruscus (white-toothed pygmy shrew) is the source of this 939-nucleotide messenger RNA. RefSeq names its product olfactory receptor 52A1-like. The transcript has a single exon. Bases 1 to 939 code for a protein of 312 amino acids. Lineage: Eukaryota; Metazoa; Chordata; Mammalia; Eulipotyphla; Soricidae. Gene Ontology annotation, cellular component: membrane. Gene Ontology annotation, biological process: G protein-coupled receptor signaling pathway. The record is from RefSeq and is a predicted model, not a curated record. Gene Ontology annotation, molecular function: G protein-coupled receptor activity; olfactory receptor activity.
AUGUCUAUUUCAAAUGAAACUGCUUUUAUGCCUUCUAUUUUGACAUUCAUAGGAAUUCCAGGCCUAGAAACUGUGCAAAGCUGGAUUGGAAUUCCAUUCUUUGCUAUUUAUUUUAUUGGUAUGAUUGGAAAUUUUUUGCUUUUGAUCAUCAUCAAAUCAGAGCGCAGUCUCCAUGAACCCAUGUAUAUUUUCCUAGGAAUGCUUGGAGUCACAGAUAUGGCACUGGCAACAAGUAUUGUGCCCAAGAUGCUUGGAAUAUUUUGGUUUCAUGUAGCAGAAAUUUACUUUGUUUCUUGUUUACUUCAAAUGUGGUUCAUUCACACAUUUCAAUGUAUAGAGUCAGGCAUCCUGGUUUCUAUGGCCCUGGAUCGUUAUGUGGCCAUCUGCUAUCCACUGAGACAUACUUCCAUCUUCACCCCAAAACUACUAAUCCAAAUUGGGGUUGCGGUUAUACUCAGGUCAGCCAUUAUAGUAGCCCCGUGUUUAGUACUGAUAAAGUGCAGGUUUCAAUUUUAUCAUGCAACUGUCAUCUCCCAUACUUACUGUGAGCACAUGGCCAUUGUGAAAUUGGCUGCAGGAGAUACUCGAAUCAACAAAAUUUAUGGCUUGUUUGUAGCCUUUACAGUUGCAGGAUUUGACCUCAUAUUUAUCACCUUGUCCUAUAUACAGGUGUUUAUUACAGUUUUUCGUUUGCCCCAGAAGGAGGCGAGAUGGAAAGCUUUCAAUACUUGCAUUGCUCACAUAUGUGUCUUCCUCCAAUUCUACCUCCUUGGUUUCUUCUCCUUCUUUACACACAGAUUUGGUUCUCAUAUUCCUCCUUACAUCCACAUCCUUGUUUCUAGCAUUUACUUGUUGGUCCCUCCUUUCCUUAAUCCAAUUGUUUAUGGUGCAAAGACAAAGCAGAUUCGUUUAUAUGUUGUGAAAAUGUUGUGUUCCUAA